This is a messenger RNA of Chinchilla lanigera (long-tailed chinchilla), 1731 nucleotides long. It is a transcript of the gene Lactb, whose product is annotated as lactamase, beta. The record is from RefSeq and is a predicted model, not a curated record. Lineage: Eukaryota; Metazoa; Chordata; Mammalia; Rodentia; Chinchillidae.
CGCCCGCGCCGCCCCCCGCCGGGCGCUUCGCCAGAGCCAUCGAGAGCAGCCGCGACCUGCUGCACAGGAUCAAGGAUGAGGUGGGCGCACCCGGCAUAGUGGUUGGAGUUUCUGUAGAUGGAAGAGAAGUCUGGUCAGAAGGCCUAGGUUAUGCAGAUAUUGAGAACCGUGUACCAUGUAAGCCAGAGACCGUCAUGAGAAUUGCCAGCAUCAGCAAGAGCCUCACCAUGGUUGCUCUUGCCAAAUUGUGGGAAGCAGGGAAACUGGAUCUUGAUGUUCCAGUGCAACACUAUGUUCCUGAAUUCCCAGAAAAAGAGUACGAGGGUGAAAAGGUCUCUGUUACAACGAGAUUGCUAAUUUCCCAUUUAAGUGGAAUUCGUCAUUAUGAAAAAGACAUGAAAAAGGUGAAAGAGGAGAAGGCUUACAAAGCCUUGAUUAUGAUGAGAGGGACACUGGCACCUGACCAAGAAAAAGAAUUCAAAGAAAAAGGAGGCAAAAGUAAUGAAAAGGAUGACUUUGUGAAAGCUAAGACAGAGCCAGACAAUGAAGCCAAAUGCCGGAAUUCAAAACCGGGCAAGAAAAAAAAUGAUUUUGAACAAGGGGAAUUAUAUUUGAAAGAAAAGUUUGAAAAUUCGAUUGAAUCCUUAAGAUUAUUUAAAAAUGAUCCAUUGUUCUUUAAGCCUGGUAGUCAGUUUUUGUAUUCAACUUUUGGCUAUACCCUCCUGGCAGCCAUAGUAGAAAGAGCUUCAGGAUAUAAGUAUUUGGACUAUAUGCAGAAAAUAUUCCACGACUUGGACAUGCUGACAACUGUGCAGGAAGAAAACGAGCCUGUGAUUUACAACCGAGCAAGAUUUUAUGUUUACAAUAAAAAGAAACGCCUUGUCAACACGCCUUACGUGGAUAACUCCUAUAAAUGGGCUGGCGGUGGGUUUCUGUCCACCGUGGGUGACCUUCUGAAAUUUGGGAAUGCAAUGCUCUACAGUUACCAAGUCGGGCUGUUCAAGAACUCACAUGAAAAUCUUUUACCUGGAUAUCUCCAACCGGAAACGAUGGUGAUGAUGUGGACACCUGUCCCUAACACAGAGAUGUCUUGGGAUAAAGACGGUAAAUACGCAAUGGCAUGGGGCGUGGUAGAAAAGAAGCAGACACAUGGUUCUUGUAGGAAGCAGCGGCAUUACGCCUCCCAUACUGGAGGUGCAGUGGGUGCCAGUAGCGUCCUGCUGGUCCUUCCCGAAGAGCUGGACGCAGAGACCAUAAAUGACAAGGUUCCCCCGAGAGGAGUAAUUGUUUCCAUCAUCUGUAACAUGCAGUCUGUUGGCCUCAAUAGCACUGCUUUAAAGAUUGCCCUGGAAUUUGAUAAAGACAGAUCGAACUGAUACCGUAACAUUACAGGUGCAAGAUAAACAUUUUGAAGUAUUAAACUUCCAGAAUACAUGCGCUUGCCGGGGAUAUAGCUCAGCAGCACAAGCGCCUGCCUGGCAAGCGCAACGUCCUGAGUUCGAUUCUGGGUACCAAAAACAAAACAAAACAAAACAAAACAAAAUACAUGCGCUUUUUAAGAAUAAAUUUGUAACAGUAUAAUGAAUGCAGAAAAUUAUGUACCUCUAAUUGCUUAAUUUUGUAAUUGUCUUUUAUUGUAGAAUUAGUUCUUUAUACUCAGGGAAGUAGCUAUUGUUUCUAAUUUUUGAAAAAGUAUUAACUCUUGAAAUAAAAUAUUCUGAUAAAAACGUA